AUGGAGUGGGGCGAGGGGCCCAGACUCAGAGACUUCCUGAGUGGAAGUCUGGCCACCUGGGCUCUGGGACUUGCCGGGCUGGUGGGGGAGGUGGAGGUGCCCCAGGGUAAAGACGAGGAGGAAGAAGAGGAGGAAAAGGAGGAAGAGGGGCUCAGUACCGAGAGGAGGUUCUUUCAACUCAGCGAUGGGGCCCUCCUCCUUCGGGUGCUGGACAUUGUUGCCCCAAGUUCCAGAGGGGUACCUCGGGUGGUGGGAGGCCAUGAGGAUCCUGCAGCCAGGAGGGUCCGGAACCUGAGUCAACUGUGGGGUCGACUGAGGGAUUUUUACCAGGAGGAGCUUCAGCUGCUAAUCCUGUUACCACCCCCUGAUCUCCAGAGGUUGGGGUUUGACCCCCUCUCAGAGGAGGCGAUGGAGGAACUGGGAGGCCUCCUACAGCUAAUGCUGGGGGCGUCUGUGCAGUGUGAGCAUCGUGAACUCUUCAUCCGUCACAUCCAGGGUCUCAGUCUUGAGGUCCAGAGCAAGCUGGCUGUAAACAUCCAGGAGGUGAGCCAGCCCUGGGCAGGCAUGGUGUUGGCGCUGGCUGGGCCCUUGCCUGGGGAGCUGGAACCUUCGGAGUUGGAAACACUGUCUUGGAGCCUGAAAGGGACACUGUCAAGGCUGGCACGGGAGCGGGAUGUGGGGGCCCAGAGGCUAGCAGAACUGCUGCUGGAGAGGGAGCCGGCCCCUCUUCCGCCUGAGGCUCGCACCCAGACCCCCUUGGAGGGUUCAGCUCACCACCUGGCCCUGCAGCUGGCCAACACUAAGGCCCAGCUGCGGCGGCUGCGGCUGGAGCUGGAGGAGAAGGCCGAGUUAUUGCUGGACUCCCAGACGGAGGUGCAAGGCUUGGAGGCAGAAAUUCGAAGGCUCCGCCAGGAGGUUCAGGCGCUGUCGGGGCAGGCCAAACGGGCGGAGCUGUACCGCGAGGAGGCUGAGGCGCUGCGGGAGCGGGCCGGGCGCCUGCCCCGCCUGCAGGAGGAGUUGCGGCGCUGCGCGGAGAGGCUGCGGGCUGCCGAAGCUUGCAAGGGCCAGCUGGAGGAGGAGCGGGCGGUCUCAGAGACUCUGGAGGCCUCGAAGGCGCUUCUGGAGGGGCAACUGGAGGCCGCCCGUGAGCGCUGUGCCCGGCUGCACGAGAGCCAGCGCGAGAACCUGCUGCUGCGGACCCGGCUGGGAGAGGCGCAUGCGGAACUGGACUCUCUCCGGCAUCAGGUGGACCGGCUGUCGGAGGAGAACGUGGAGCUGGAGCUAGCGCUCCAACGCAGCCUGGAGCCACCACCCCCGAGCUCUCCCGUGGAGGCACCCCUGUCAGGAGCAGCCCCCUCUCUGCAUGACGAGGUGAGGGAGGCCGAGGUUGGGCGGCUGCGGACCCUCGAGCUGGAGAAUCAGGAGCUUCGAAACCUGCUUCAGGUGCUGCAGGGGAGCUCAGGGCAGGAGCACCCCCUGCUGGAGGAGCAGAGCGAGGACUUCAGAGCUCCAGAGUUAUCUGCAGACUCGAACCCUCAGGGCCUGGUGCCCCAGGCAGGGGAUGAAGACCCCCAGGCUUUAGGCCUGACUCCCUGGACAUCAGAUUCAGCACCCCAGGGAUCAGAUGAGUGUCCCCAGGCAUCUGAGUCCGGCCCUCAGGCCAUGGAUAGAUCCCUCCAGGAAGCAGACGUGGCCCUCCAGAGCUGUGACUUGACUCCACAGGAUCCAGGCCCUGCUGUGGAGACGCAUGAGUCCCUGGAGAAAGCUGGCCAUGAAGUCCCUUUCCAGACACCUGUCUCUGCUGGGAUGCUAUCUCAGAGUCGAGAGAUCGAAAUUCAGGCCCAAUUGCUGCCGCACGGGGAGACCGGGAUGAGAGAGACUCUUCCAGGGCAGUUGGGACCUGAGCCCCAGGGGCUGAGACUGGAGGACUCGGGCCUCAAACCAGGAGCUGUGAACCUCAGAGAACAGUUGAGGGGGCAGGAGAUCCAAGGUCAGGGCCUGGACCUGUCCAGUGUGCAGAUAGAGGCCAGAGACCCUGACCAAAGACUAGAGGAAACCAUCAGAGAAACAGCUGAUAAUCAACCACAGCAAGGAUCAGAAGGGGCUCCUGAGACCCAGGUCUGGGAGGAGCCCAUCCCAGGGGAGAUCCUGGCCAGUGGUGUCCCAGAGCAGGGAACUCUGAGGGAGGAGGUGGCCCAGCUAAGGAGAGAGGCUGAGGUUCUCAGAGCUGAACUGGAGGCCCAGGCCCGAAGGUUGGAGACCCGAACCACGGAAUCUGCCCGCCUCUGUGAGGAACUGGCUCAGGCACGCAGGGCAGAGGCUGAGGCCUACCAGGAGGUAGAGGCCCAGGCCCAGGAACAGGCUGGGCUUCGGGAGGCAUUGGAGGCAGCCAGCCGGGAGCUGGAAGCUGCUGCCAGGGAACGGGAGGCGCUGGCUGAGGCGCUGGCUGCAGCAGGUCGGGAGCGGAGGCAGUGGGAGCGGGAGGGACCUCGGCUUCGGUCCCGGGCCGAGACUGCUGAGGAACAGCUGCAAGUGCUGGAGAGUGAGGGCCGCAGACACCUGGAGGAGGCUGAGAAGGAACGGCAGGAGAAGAAGGUCCUCAGGGAGGAGCUAGACAAGGCGGUGGUGCGGGGCCAGGAACUGGGGGCCCGGCUGGAAUGCCUGCAGCGGGAGCUGGAACAGGCAGCUGUGGAAAGGCAGGAGUGGCGGAAGGACCAGGAGAGCCAGCAUCAGAGGUACCAGGGUCUGGAGCAGCGAAUGGAAGCGGAGCUGCAGGCAGCCGCCACCAGCAAGGAGGAGGCGCUGUUGGAGCUCAAGGCGCGGGCCAAGCAGCUGGAAGAGGAGUUGUUCCAGCUUCGCCAGGACCCCGAGGGCCUGGGACCUGAGAAGCAGGCUGGGCCUUGGACCUUGGAGACCCAGAGCGGGCGGCUUAUCGAGGUGGAGCGCAGUAAUGCUGCGCUGGAGGCUGAGAAGGCAGCUCUGCGGGGACAGCUACAGCAUCUGGAAGGACAGCUGGGGAGCAUGCAGGGGCGGGCUCAGGAGCUGCUGCUGCAAAGCCAGCGGGCACAGGAGCACAGUGGCCGUCUGCAGGCUGAAAAGACCAUGCUGGAACGGCAGGGUCAGGAGCUGCACCGGAGGCUGGGGGUGCUUGAGGAGGAGGUGCAGGUGGCCCGGCGGUCUCAGGAGGAGGCCCGUGAGCAACAGCAAGCUCUGCUGCGGGACCAUGAGGCGCUGGCCCAGCUGCAACGGCGCCAGGAGUCGGAGCUGGAGGGCCUGCUGGUCCGGCACCGAGACCUCAAGGCCAACAUGCGGGCGUUGGAACUGGCCCACCGGGAGCUGCAGGGCCGGCAUGAGCAGCUGCAGGCCCAGCGCGCCAACCUGGAGGCCCAGGAGGUGGCCCUGUUGGCUGAGCGAGAGCGUCUGAUGCAGGACGGGCAUCGGCAGCAGGGGCUGGAGGAGGAGCUGCGGCGACUACAGGGCGAGCAUGACAGAGCUCAACUGCUGCUGGCGGAGGUGUCCCGGGAGCGAGGGGAACUGCAGGGUGAACGUGGGGAGCUUCGGGGCCGCCUGGCACGGCUGGAGCUGGAACGGGCGCAACUGGAGGCCCAGAGCCAACGACUGCGAGAGUCCAACCAGCAGCUGGACCUGAAUGCCUGCCGACUGACCACACAAUGCGAGCUGCUGACACAGCUGCGGAGUGCCCAGGAGGAGGAGAACCGGCAGCUGCUGGCAGAGGUGCAGGCCCUGAGCCGGGAAAACCGGGGGCUUCUGGAGCGCAGUCUGGAAAGUCGAGACCACCUGCACCGUGAGCAGCGCGAGUACCUGGCCCAGCUGAAUGCCCUGCGUCGAGAGAAGCAGAAACUGGUGGAGAAGAUAAUGGACCAGUACCGAGUGCUGGAGCCUGGGCCCCUGCCCCGGACCAAGAAGGGCAGCUGGCUGGCAGACAAGGUGAAGAGGCUGAUGCGGCCCCGGCGGGAGGGGGGCUCCCAUGGGGUGCUGCGCCUGGGGGCCGAUGGGACUGGCAGCACCAUGAGCCUGGGGGGCCCCCUGGAGAUGGAGCUCCCCGAGGGCAGGGAGGCAGAUGGGACAGGCCUCCCUUCACCAGCACCCAUGCGCCGGGCCCAAAGCUCCCAGUGCCUACAGGACGUGGCAGGCAGGCAACGACGGAAACUCAGCUCGAGGUUACCCGUGGGGCGAAGCUCUGAGUCAUUCAGCCCCGGAGAUACCCCACGGCAGCGAUUCCGCCAGCGCCGCCCAGGUGGGAGACUAGGAGGACCAGGUGUGGGAUGGGAUGGUUCUGUCGAGACCUUGGCGGAACACAAAGCCGAUGUCAGCCGAGAGGGCCCCGAGGAGCAGGAACAGGAGAAAUGCCCCCUCGCCCCUUCCCUCAGCCAGUGA
Molecule: messenger RNA, 4398 nt
Organism: Chrysochloris asiatica (Cape golden mole)
Lineage: Eukaryota; Metazoa; Chordata; Mammalia; Afrosoricida; Chrysochloridae
Gene: CCDC88B
Product: coiled-coil domain containing 88B
Exons: 27
Coding region: 1-4398 (1465 amino acids)
Biological process (GO): cytoskeleton-dependent intracellular transport; cytoplasmic microtubule organization
Cellular component (GO): cytoplasm; centrosome
Molecular function (GO): microtubule binding; dynein light intermediate chain binding
Source: RefSeq, a predicted model, not a curated record